AUGCCGGGCGGGCGUCCGGAGGGCGAAGGCGAAGGCGGGCGAAGGCGAUCAGGGGGCGGGGAAGGGCGGCCGCGCGGGCUCGAGCUGCCGCUGCCGCUGCCGCCGCCGCCGGAGCUCGGAGCCUCGUGUGAGGCGGCGGAGGCGGAGGCGGCGGCGGAGGCGGAGGUGGAGGCGCCCGCUCCUCGCCGCCCGCACGCGCCUCCCCUGUCCUCCUCCUCCUCCCCGCCGCCGCAACUUGCUCCUCGCGCCCGCCGGCCGACUUGCCGGGCGGGACGCCCGCCGCCGCGGCCGCGAUCCGAGCCUCGGCGGCCCCGGGAACGACGCGGCGGCGGCGGCGGCGGCGGCGGCGGCGGCGGGCGGAGAGAUCGGGACCCGCGCAGGGAAAAGUUUGCUGCGAGCCGGCGCCGGGCCCGCAGCGGCGAUCGGACGCGCGCGACGGCGGCCCCACCCGGGCCGGGAGAGCCGGACGGACGAGGCGCGAGCAAACAGCCGCCGAGGAAGGCGCCGAUCGCCGAUCGCCGCGCUCGCGCACCCUGCCUGCCUCUGCCGCCCGCCCGCCCGCCCGCUGCCAGCCAGGAGCCGCCGCCGCCGCCGCCGCCGCCGCUCCGCCGAGGGAGGGAUUGA
Messenger RNA from Suncus etruscus (white-toothed pygmy shrew), 624 nucleotides. Its product is annotated as basic salivary proline-rich protein 4-like. Lineage: Eukaryota; Metazoa; Chordata; Mammalia; Eulipotyphla; Soricidae. The coding region runs from base 1 to 624 and encodes 207 amino acids. The transcript has a single exon. The record is from RefSeq and is a predicted model, not a curated record.